This is a messenger RNA of Arthroderma uncinatum, 1179 nucleotides long. RefSeq lists its product as uncharacterized. The transcript is spliced from 3 exons. Lineage: Eukaryota; Fungi; Ascomycota; Eurotiomycetes; Onygenales; Arthrodermataceae. The record is from RefSeq and is a predicted model, not a curated record. Bases 1 to 1179 code for a protein of 392 amino acids.
AUGGAUGGCGGCGACAGUCAUCCGCAGAAGAAGUAUGACCCUUCCUACCUAGGAGGUCGGGUAAUCCGAGACACACCUGGAACCUCCGCAGACCGAUUUAGACAACCUCAACAAUCGACAUCUGCUAGAAGAGGGCCGCUAGAAACUGCCGUGGCUCCUCAGGAUGGAAGUGCGCCUCUUCCCCCUUACGGCGGGUUUGAAUACUCCGAAUCAACCCCAUACAAUGCUUCACAACUACAAGGCGGCUCGUUGCAAUAUCAACAAGGAUUUUCCAAUUCAAGAAACCCUCCGCAGUCAGCACAACCGCAGUCAACACCACAAGAACAACAACAACAACAACAACAACAACAACAGCGGCUACAGCAAUAUGACCACAAUAUGGUUUAUAACAUCAACCCCCAUGAUCAACAACAAUCUUCGUACUACCAGCCGCGGCAUUCUGCAGCCAUCGAGGUCUUAGCAACUCAAUUUGGAGUUCCACAAUAUUUCCCUCCUGACGAAUCUACAGCAGGCGCAGGUGCUUCAGCACAGUACUUAAGUCCACAAGACCAGUCACCUGGUUUUCCUCAACUUCCCCCAGUGAGUCGGCCUGGUGUGGCGACAUCGUUUGCUGAGAGCAUGUCGGGAUUCAAUUCUACUUCUGGACCCGAGUCCCAUGGAAGGCAAGAUGCAGCUCAACCACGAUCCUCUGGUCUUGACGAAGCGUACAAUCGGUAUCAGCAAACUAUAAGACAAGCAUUCUAUGAUGUUCGAGCGGGUCGGCUUGCUAGCGCUAGUGAUUCGAUGCUUGAGAUGUCAGAAUGGUUACUUGGAAAUGCGGUGGAACUGGGACUGAUUCGUGAUCAAGAAGACCUUCACGCUGACCGAAUUGACAUGUGGAAUAACUUUAAUACGUGCUGGCUUGCUAUUUGCCAAAAGCAAAAGGAUACCACACAGGAGAUGUUCGAUACGGGUGUUCGCUCUGCAGAACUUCUAAGUGAAGACACCUUGCAAAAAUUGGGAAGGGAAUUGGUCCGACUCUGUGACAAAAUGGAGCAGUACGGCUUAGUUGACUAUCAAAUGGGGGUGUGGGAGGAAGAGAUUUUAUGUGUGCUAGGACAAUGCUUGGAUCUUCUUGAAGGACACGACGAUCCCGGCGCAUCGAGCAGCAGGAACCGACCUCCAGCGACUGAUCAUUAA